Molecule: messenger RNA, 3372 nt
Organism: Hevea brasiliensis (rubber tree)
Lineage: Eukaryota; Viridiplantae; Streptophyta; Magnoliopsida; Malpighiales; Euphorbiaceae
Product: putative disease resistance protein RGA4
Exons: 3
Coding region: 46-2904 (952 amino acids)
Biological process (GO): defense response to other organism
Molecular function (GO): protein binding; ADP binding
Source: RefSeq, a predicted model, not a curated record
UUAAAUCUCCUUUCUGAUCAAUCAAUUACACAACAGCUUUCAACUAUGGCUGACGCACUUGUUUCCAAAGUCUUGGAAGAAUUAAUCUCAAUCAUUGCUAGUGAGAUAGAACAAGAGGUGAGCCUCGUUGUGGGUGUGAAGAAAGAAGUUCAAAUGCUGACCACCCAAUUCCAGCUCAUGAAGGCCGUUCUGGUGGAUGCCGAGAAUAAACAACUGAAGAAUGAUGCAGUCAAACUUUGGAUGCAGAAGCUCAAAAACAUCUCCUACGAUAUGGAUGAUGUGCUAGACGAGUGGACCACUGCAAUUCAGAAAUCCCAAAUUAUGGGAGAUGAACGUGUUUCAGCUAAGAAUAAGUGGAAGGUACGCUGCCUAAUCUGCUUCUCUUGCUUUCGUUUUAGAGAAGUUGGUGUACGUCAUGAUAUUGCUGUCAAGAUUAAAGAUCUUAGUGAAAGAUUAGAUAUCAUUUUUGAUGAGCAGCGUGUGUUCAACUUUGUUAGUUUUCAAAAGGAAACUAAACAAGAAGUUGAGCGACCUAUAAGUGCAUCUUUUAUCGAUAUGACAAAGGUCCAAGGUAGAGACCAAGAAAAAAAUGCAAUAGUGGAGAAGUUGUUGACUGAGAGUAGCCAAACACCAAGCCCCCACAUCAUCUCUAUAGUAGGUAUGGGCGGGAUUGGAAAAACUACUUUGGCCAAAUUAGUCUACAACGAAGAUAAGCUGAAAACCCAUUUUGAAACGAGAAUAUGGGUUUGUGUCUCAGAUCCCUUUGAUGAGAUUAAGAUUGCCAAGGCAAUCCUUGAAUCUCUGACAAAUGGGGCCCCAAAUUUACAUGAAUUGCAAACCAUAUUGCAAAACAUACAACAAUUUCUUGGGGGAAAGAGGUUUCUUCUCAUACUUGAUGAUGUGUGGGAAGAAAAUUCUGCAAAAUGGGAACAAUUGAAAGAUUGUCUCAGUUGUGGUUCACCAGGAAGUAGAAUUUUGGUGACCACGCGUAAGGAAAUUGUUGCAAGUGCGAUGGGUUGCAUUGACAUAUACGAAAUAGGACAAUUGUCCGUAGAAGAUUCUUGGUCAUUAUUUAGUCAAAUUGCAUUUUUUGGUUGGAGCGAUGGAGAGCGUAAGCAAUUAGAAGACAUUGGCAGGAAAAUUGCAAGUAAGUGUAAAGGUUUGCCUCUUGCAGUGAAGACUUUAGGAAGUCUUUUGCAGAGUAAAAAAUCGAAAAAAGAGUGGCAAUCCAUAAUGGAUAAUGAGGUGUGGAAACUAGAAAAGGCUGAAGUUGAUCUUUUUCCCCAUUUAUUGCUUAGUUACAAUGACUUGUCCCCACCAUUGAGGCAAUGUUUCUCUUAUUGUGCCAUUUUCCCCAAGGACCAUUUGAUAGACAAACAAAAAUUGAUUGAGUCAUGGAUGGCGCAUGGUUAUCUUAAGGAAACACCAAGAAUGGACAUGGAGACACUUGGUGAAGAGUAUUUCAAGCAUUUAGCUUCGCGCUCUUUCUUCCAAGAUAUCAACAGAGUUGAUAAUAACAUUCCUCUCGAAGCCAUUUUGUUUGGCAUUUCAUGUACAUGUAAGAUGCAUGACAUAGUGCAUGACUUUGCCCAGUAUAUUACGAGGGAUGAAUGUUUUAGCAUGGAGGUUCGUAGUUCUGUUGAGCAAAGUACGGAAUACAUCCGUAAAGAAGCACGUUAUUCAAGGAUAGUGCUUGCAGAAGAAGGCUCGUUGCCGGACUAUUUUUAUGAUGUAAAGAAACUACGCGGCCUCGUAAUUCAAUCCAAAGGAGGUUCGGUGAUCAAAGCAGUGCUACCUAGUUUAUUCAGUGAAUUAACUUGUUUGAGAUCGUUGGAUCUAAGCUGUUGUGAUAUCGAAGAAAUCCCACCAACAAUAAGACAAUUGAUACAUUUGAGGCAACUUGACUUGUCUACGAAUUCUGAACUGAAGCUAUUGCCUGAAGCAUUGUGUGAAUUAUAUAAUUUGCAGACCUUAGAUAUUGGAGAUUGUAAUAAUUUGGAAAAGGUGCCCGAUGGGAUUGGAAAACUAGUCAACUUAAGACAUCUGCAUAAUAGUUAUACAAUCGAUGCUCUGUUGCCGAGAGAAAUUAAAAAACUGAGUUGCCUUAGGACUUUAGAGUGGGUGAAUGCUGGUGAUGAUAGAGAAGAAGCAUUCUCUCUUGACGAUCUAGAAAGCCUGAACCUUCUUCAAGGAUUGCUUGCUUUAAUGUUCCUAGGGAAAGUGAGCAACGUGGAUGAGGGUAAGAAAGCACAUCUCAAGAAAAAGAAAGGAAUCGACACAAUGCAUUUAUAUUUUCAUGGAGAAGAAGGGAAUUGGAGAAUAAAUCACGAUGAAGAAUUACUUGAAGUCUUAGAACCACACCCUAAUUUGGAGGUUUUAAAUAUAGUUAGGUAUGAAGGCACAGUUUUUCCAGGUUGGAUCAUGUCAUUGAUUAAUUUGAGGCAUCUUAAGCUGGUCACUUUUACCAACUGUGAGAAAUUACCUCCUUUGGGAAAGUUGCCAUUCCUUGAAGAACUUGAUUUGGUGGGAAAUUAUCGCCUGAAAAAGUUGGGCAUUGAGUUUUUGGGAAUAGAAACUUCAAAUCAACAUGAGAUUUCAUCAUCAGCCGUUGCCUUCCCCAAAUUGACAAGACUUUUGUUAAGAAAGUUGGAGGAGUGGGAAGAGUGGGAUGAUGGAAUGAACACGGAUGGAGAAGAAGAUAUUGCUAAUGUAACGAUCCUGCCAUGUCUUCGUUCUUUCAAUAUUUUCGAAUGCCCAAAGUUGAAGCUGGAGACACUACCAUAUUACCUUGUCCGGAAGUUACCUGGAUUUGAAGACUGCUCAACGAAAGAGGAAACGAUGGCAAGGGCAAGAGCGCAAUGGCAAAAGGCUGAAUGGAAUCAAAAGAUUUGCGUCAUCAUGUGAAAAUCUAUUCAGUAGGGAAUCUUUCUGAUGCAACUAGAUACUUAAUGUUAAUUCAAACAGUAGUAGAGAAUACACAAGUUCAAGGCACCUUACACACUGGAAUUCGAGUUAAAGACUCAAUGGGUCAAUGCAAUAUAGUCAGUUACAGUCAAAGCCAUUUUCAACUAGUUGCAGAUUUCUUGUUUCUUUAUUCCAUUUUCUUGCUUCACUCAUACCUUAGCUAUUUCAUUGCUUUCAUUUGAAAUGCGUGUGUGUGUAGGGCUUUCGAACCUUGGAACAAUUGUUACAAUUCUGUAAGAAAUGCCAUACAUUCAUCCAUCAUAUGACUAUAGCAUAAAUAUCCAUUCUCACUUUUGAAUUAUACCAAAGUGAGUGUCCUACUAUUUUAUUCGUUCCUUUACAGUUUAAUUAUUGCAUCUAUUAUUUAUCCCUUUCUCUAAUGAUACGAUGGUUUCAAACAACUUUCCA